GCUGUUUUGCAAAAAGUUAUUGGAACGUUUGUGUUUUCUUUGCAGAAAAUCACAGGAAUACUUUUUUAACUUCUUGACAUUGUAGGUUGAAGGCUGAAUUUGGAGAUUAUGAAGUUGGAGGUGCCCGAAACCUUUGAUGAUGUUGCUGUUGAGUUUUCAGGAGAGGAGUGGGAAAUGCUGAGUAAACCAGAGAAAGAGCUGCACAAGGAGGUGAUGGUGCAGAACUAUGAGAACAUGAUUUCUGUAGGAUAUAAUAUCCCAGCAGAACAUCUGUUAUUACUUAUUAAUGAAACUGGGACAGUUCUACCUGAUGACUAUAAAGCAGAAGUAACAGUACAACACAAGCAGCUUGCUGAAAGCCGUAUCAACAUUUCAGUUUUAAGUUGA
Molecule: messenger RNA, 387 nt
Organism: Protopterus annectens (West African lungfish)
Lineage: Eukaryota; Metazoa; Chordata; Ceratodontiformes; Protopteridae
Product: zinc finger protein 302-like
Exons: 4
Coding region: 109-387 (92 amino acids)
Biological process (GO): regulation of DNA-templated transcription
Source: RefSeq, a predicted model, not a curated record